Molecule: messenger RNA, 595 nt
Organism: Astrephomene gubernaculifera
Lineage: Eukaryota; Viridiplantae; Chlorophyta; Chlorophyceae; Chlamydomonadales; Astrephomenaceae
Source: the annotation of a GenBank genome assembly
GGAGGAGCUGCCGGGUCUGGUAUGCUUCCGCUCGGGCGCUGUGGUGGGGCGAGCACCGCUGUCGCAGUUCGGAGCAGCGGGAGGGGCGCUGGUGGAGGAGGAGGUGACUGCCUACCUGCGGAGGCUGCGGGUGCUGCGAGGGGAGCAGCAGGCGGGGCGGGGCGGCCGGGCAGCGGACACGGAGGAUGAUGGCAGCAAGGCUGACGAGGAGGAGGCGGAGGAGUGGCGGGUGAAGCCCUGCGAGCUGUGCGGUCGGAGCUACCCGCAUGAGCACGUGCGGGCCGUGUACGGUGCCGACAGACGGCGUGCGGACAGCAGCGGCGACGAGGAGGAUUGAAGCGAGCUGUCGCCAGUUGUGUUGAGGUGACGCGUGAUGCACCGCGAGAGGUGUUGAAGCGAACCAGACAUGCAUGCUAGCCGCGGGCUGCGAUGCCUGCCGCUAUCUGCAUGCGGAGGCAACGAGGCAAGCCUGCUGUAUCGGUGCUGUGCAGCCCUGUCUGGUGUCAAGGAGUGCAUGCACACCUUAUGCUCACAGAGAGUGAUAAGUCAUGAAGGUUACAUGUCUGCAGCUCGCGCUGUAGAAGCAUCUGAGCCA